Messenger RNA from Leptinotarsa decemlineata (Colorado potato beetle), 2067 nucleotides. Its product is annotated as heterogeneous nuclear ribonucleoprotein rumpelstiltskin. Gene Ontology annotation, cellular component: cytoplasm; nucleus. The record is from RefSeq and is a predicted model, not a curated record. Lineage: Eukaryota; Metazoa; Arthropoda; Insecta; Coleoptera; Chrysomelidae. Gene Ontology annotation, molecular function: mRNA binding.
CGGAAAUUGUUAUCGGCCAUUUUGCUAAGCGCUGUUUUCUAGUUUGGUUGUUAGUUGGUGUCGUGUGGAGUUUUUUCAAUUUUAACAUUUAUCGAGAAUGAGCGACAUGGAUGACAAAGACCGUUCAAGGGAUAGAGAUCGGCCUAGACGAGAAAGGAACUCUCGUUUCAAUGACAGCGGCAGAGACCGCAGUAAUGAUCGUGGCAGAGAACCCAGAAGUAUGAAAUCUUCACAAAAUCGAGUGUACGUAUCAAAUAUUCCUUAUGAAUAUCGCUGGCAAGAUAUUAAAGAUCUGUUUCGUAACCAAGUGGGUGAUGUUCAGUUUGUUGAAUUGUUUGUUGAUGAUAAUGACAAACCUAAAGGUAGUGGUAUAAUCGAAUUUGCUGAUUCAGCUUCUGUAAAAAAAUGCAUGGAAAUCAUGCAACGCUAUGAAGUGAAAAGUCGCAAGUUGGUCAUAAAGGAUGAUGCAGGUGUUGUAAGGGAUAAACAUGGAGCCAUCAUUGGAGGCGGUGGCUCAAAGAGAAAUAGAGACAACGAUAGGUUUCGAGAUGAUCAUCAUAGAGAUAUGGGCGGUAGUAACUUGUCACUGAGAAACGACGACGGCAAGUGGGGUAAUACAUAUGGUUUGAGUCCUCAUUUUCUUGAAUCAUUGAAUAUCGAUGCUCCUCUUUGUAAUAAGGUGUUUGUGGCAAAUCUGGAAUAUAAUAUAGACAAGAAGAAGCUGAAAGAUGUAUUCAGACUGGCUGGUAGAGUUAUCCAUAUUGACAUCCCUUGUGAUAAAGACGGCAGAAGUCGAGGUUUUGCAGUUGUUGAAUUUGAUCAUCCUGUUGAAGCUGUACAAGCCAUUUCCAUGUUCCACAAUCAAGUCUUGAAUGAUCGCACCAUGACAGUCAGAAUGGACAGAGCUAACGAAUCUUUCAAACUACCUGAUGGUCUCAAGUCAGUUGGUAUGGGCUUAGGUCCUAAUGGAGAGCCAUUGAAGAAUGUAGUGCACAAUUUACCUUCAUUGAACAGCAGUGCUCAGUCGGCAGGACCUGUAGGUGCUGGGCUCUUGGGGGCUGUACCAAAUAAUCCAUUGCAGUUGGCCAGUGCACUCUCAGGUCUAGGUAAUGUUGGAGCUUUGGGCAACUUGACCAAUCAACAAGUAUUGCAAGCUGCUAACUUGACCGGAUUGGCAAAUAACCUUUUGGGAAACGGUUUGGGGGGAUCUGAUUUGUCGUCACUCGUUCAGAACCCCUUAGCUUCCCAAAACUCGACGACACAACAGCAAUUGGCUGCACUUGCAGCUCAAAAUUCAGCUUCGAACUUGGGAAGUGGCAGUAACUUUGGAAGGGGACAAGGAGGAGGAGGUGAUAAUACUUAUAACAGCCUUGGGUCCCAAAAUACUGGAGGAAGCUUCUCAUCCAACUUGGGUUCUGGUAGAGGCUUUCAGGGCAAUAAUAAUUUGAACAGUUUUGGAAAUGACAGAAUGGGCUUUUCAGGCAAUAAUUCUGCAAUGGGCAUGAGAUCAGGGGAUAGACAGCAGGAAAACAGCAAGAGUUUUUCACGAAAGGUUUUGGUAUCAAAUCUGCCGCCUACUGCAAGUUACAAAAUGCUCCACGAAAAGUUCACUGAAUUCGGAGAUAUUCAUGGUUUUGAAGAGAAAGCUCAUGGAAGCGUGCUCAUUACUUAUGGAUCAGACUGGCAAGCAGAAAGAGCUAUCAAAAACUUGGAUAAGGCCCGGAUUGACGGAAGAAUGAUAGACGCUAGGUUGUUCUUCUGAACAGCUCAAUUGUGCAUGCCUGGAAUGUGUUUGAGAAAAAUUUGUUUUUUUUAUUUUUUUGACAGUAAUUGAUUUCUAAUAGAAGUUUUAGAUCUAGGAAUUUAAAGUGUAGUUUUUUUUUAUUCGUUAUGAAAUUAUAAACUUAAUUUCUGUUCUAUGAUUUAAUAACUGUAUUGUGAAUUGGAAGGUAAGGAAGACAUUUUUACACUAGUCUCAUAUGUUUUCAUAAUUGAUUCUAACCUGAAUUAAAUUAAAAUUUUAAUUUUCUGUGAAUUCUGGUUUUAAUAAAUAAUACUUGAUAGCUA